Messenger RNA from Prunus armeniaca (apricot), 2805 nucleotides. Lineage: Eukaryota; Viridiplantae; Streptophyta; Magnoliopsida; Rosales; Rosaceae. The record is from the annotation of a GenBank genome assembly.
AUGUUGUCUUUUGUUUUGGCAGCCAAAUACCCAAAACCCCUUUUCUACCCAUCUUGUUUCCACUGCACCAAUAGUGCUCACGGAGUGGGUGCUAGCAAGGAAGGGUCUGCGCCAUUGUCUAGGUUUCUUCCUUCGUUGAUUUUGCUCGAGCUGCCGGAAAGGUACACGCAUUUUGGGCAUAGGGACUUGCUUGUCCUGCUUGUUGAUCACAAAGCGAGACUCUUACUUGUCAUGAGCUUGAAUUUUAAAUUGCAUGUACCCAUUAUGGCAUCCGGUAAUCCACCAUUUAUCAUAAGGGAUCAUCUUUACUCCGUAGAUGACAGGUUGAAGAGAGGGAGACCUCCUCCUUUGCUCAAGGGUGCCGACGAGGAUGUAAUCAUUGAUGAAGAACCAGCGCCAGAAGCUACUUCAGUGAUUGAUCCUGCAUCCGUAUCAAGGUGCUGCAUAGAAAGGGGUCUGUUUCCGGCAGUUCCUUUGUUCUUUCAAUAUCCCUGCAGCAUCAGCAAGGGUUGGUCGGAGUGGGUUGAUGCUGAACUGAAGAGCCCAUCUACCCGUGAUAUCCUAAGCCGGGCAGGCGUGUUGGAAGCCAUCUUUGCUUCUAAGGCUUGCGACAUCCAUAUUGAAGCCAAGACGCUUCGACACUUGGUUAGACGGUGGAGCACUGAGACGCACACUUUUAUUUGUUCGUGGGGAGAGUUCACUCCCACGCUUGAGGAUGUAGCUAAUAUUUUCCAUCUCCCACUUUGCGGCAGCCAAGACCCUUUCCAUAUUGCAUUAACCCCGGAAGAUGGGCUAAAGCUUGAAACUUUGCGGAAGGGUGCUCCGACCUCUCCUAGUACCUCUCUGAGAUUCAGUAAUUGGAUUCAGUUUUUCGGGAACAGUGAUCGAGACGAGCCGUGUCGCCUUGCUGCGUUCGUGUCCUUGUGGCUCGGGAGGUUCCUCUUUUGUGAUUUUUCUCAAGACUGCUUGCAUGGGAGAGUGUUUCCGUUGGCUUUGGCAAUAGCACGAGGUAGCAUGAUCCCUUUAGCCCCCAUGUUCUUGGGGCACUUAUAUCGCUUGCUUGACCAGAUUCAAUUUCUUGAGAAGGGGGCGGCCGGAACCAUGGCUGUGGAGACUUUUGUAAAUUCCAGUUUUCUGCAGAUCUUUUUAUGGGAACGCUUCAGAGGGAUAGAGGUAUCUCCACUCCCUUAUUCAAAGGCUGAGUCACUGGUUGCUUCGGACGAGGAUUCCUACGUGCCGGGUAGUCUUCCUCUGAUCUGUAGAUGGUUCCGUCGCAUGCAACGGAAGGGCCAAAAUUUUUUAGAGCUGCUGGACGAUGUUGAGCAAUUUAUUUUUCGCCCCUAUUGUGCCUCAUCAGAGGGCUUUAGAAGUAUGCCCUUCUAUGCUGAUUCUGCUGCUUUAAUGGAGGCCCUGGCCACGCCAACACAAGGUUGUCGGUUACGCAGAGAGGCAUUGUUGAGUGCCGCAUGCCUCCCUCUGCCCACAUUCGGUGAUGACCACUUGGAGACUUCUGUGCAUUAUUCCCCUUACCGGGUUAGACGACAGCUUGGGUUUGACCAAGGUGUGCCCUCUUCUCCCAACCAUGGAGAUUCCUCGAGCUUGCACAGGGUUUUCUGGACUGGUGACAGCGUGCCGGGAGACGGCAGGCCUCUUGCCCUUGCUCUGGCCAGCCGGAAACGCGUUGGUGGUCUCUCAAAGGCCUACCAAAAUUAUUGGAACCGCUGCUUUGCCUCGUUCAGCCGAUUCCAUGCUGCCCAUUGUGAUAGCUUGAUUCCCACCGUCAUUCAUCAUGCCCGUUUAGUGUCGGAAGAGAAAGCCAUUUCCUUGAGCGAGAAGCGAAAUCUGCCCUUUAUCUCCAAGAGUGGAGAAAUUGUUGGUGAUUUUUCGAAGCUAAAGCGGAAGUUGGAAAAGUCGGGUUCUCAUAGUGCCGGGAAGAGUGUUGCACAUGGGAAACGGAAGCGUGAGGAAAGCUGCAGCGCCGAGAAAAGGCAAGCUGUGAAAGAACCGAAAAGGUUCAUCCCCAAGGUAGCGGCAGGUGGUCCUCCCAGCUCAAGAAAGGUUGCCUUGCCCGAGUCCUUACAGCAGCAGCCUACAGCUUCCGGCAGCAGCGAGCUAGCAGCUCCCAAAGCUUCAUCUCCUCACAGUACUUCCCAAAGUAAAGGCAAGGGUAAGGGGUUUUCCGCGACCCCGAAACGUCGAAGCAUGCGUAUUCUUGAAACGCGGUUUGCUAAUACCCGAAAGAAUAAGGGUGAAGACUCGGGACCCAAAGUAGUGGUGACUGUUGAUGAUAACAGUGAUGAUGAUAGUGAUGGCGAUGGCGCUGCGGGAACUAAGGCUAACAUUCAUGAGCAAGAGAGUGCUCACGAUACGAGUGGCAUGGACGAGGACUUUGAUGAAGGCCAAUACGAUAGUCACGACGAAGACACCUAUCCGGCUUUCGGCACUAGCUUGGGGGAGUUCGAUGACCCAGAUACGACUCCCGCUUUGACUGGCGAUCAUGGACAGCGUGUCGAUAUUGAACUGGUCGUGCCCGCCAUUGAAGGCACAAUAGGUGCUUCAUCAGAGGCUGAUUUUGCCCUUCCCACUACUGUCGCUGAAGUUGUCCUGAGCCUUCCGGCAGUGCAACCUCCUCCUUCUCCUAACCCAUGUACUCCUGACAUGGCUGCUGAUGCCUCUCCACUACUUCCAACAGUUCCUCCUCCUAUUUCUCCAAUUCCGAACGUACCUGCCAUAGCUUCCGGCACUGCUCUACUUCUUCCAGCAGCACAUCCCCUACUCUCCCAAUCUCGAGCACACCUGACAUAG